Molecule: messenger RNA, 3244 nt
Organism: Phasianus colchicus (ring-necked pheasant)
Lineage: Eukaryota; Metazoa; Chordata; Aves; Galliformes; Phasianidae
Source: RefSeq, a predicted model, not a curated record
AUGGUAGGACAAGAGGUAACGGCUUUAAGAGGUUUAGGCUGGUUAUUAGGAAAAACGUCUUCUCCUGAAGAGGGAAAGGUGGAACUGACAGGCAGCAGUGUGUUUGACUACGUCCACCCAGGAGACCAUGUGGAGAUGGCAGAGCAGCUGGGCAUGAAGCUUCCCCCGGGGCGAGGCCUUCUCUCGCAGGGUACAGCAGAGGAUGGAGCCAGCUCAGCAUCCUCAUCUUCCCAGUCCGAGACCCCUGAGCCAGUGGAAUCUACAAGCCCCAGUUUACUAACCACUGACAACACUCUAGAGCGCUCUUUUUUCAUCCGAAUGAAAUCUACACUGACCAAGAGAGGAGUGCACAUCAAAUCGUCAGGAUAUAAGGUGAUUCAUAUAACAGGCCGCUUACGUCUGAGAGUGUCACUGUCUCACGGACGGACAGUACCCAGCCAAAUCAUGGGACUUGUUGUCGUUGCUCAUGCUUUGCCACCUCCUACAAUUAAUGAAGUCAGGAUUGACUGCCACAUGUUUGUCACUCGUGUGAAUAUGGACCUCAAUAUCAUUUACUGUGAAAAUAGGAUUAGUGAUUACAUGGAUUUGACCCCUGUAGAUAUCGUAGGAAAGAGAUGUUAUCACUUUAUUCAUGCUGAAGAUGUGGAAGGCAUCAGGCAUAGUCACUUGGACUUGUUGAAUAAGGGUCAGUGUGUAACGAAGUAUUACCGCUGGAUGCAGAAGAAUGGAGGUUAUAUCUGGAUACAGUCUAGUGCAACCAUAGCUGUCAAUGCCAAGAAUGCAAGCGAGAAGAAUAUCAUCUGGGUCAAUUACCUUCUCAGUAACCCAGAGUACAAGGACACUCCUAUGGAUAUUGCACAACUUCCUCAUCUGCCAGAGAAAACCUCAGAAUCCUCAGAGACCUCUGAUUCUGAGUCAGACUCAAAGGACAAUUCAGAGGACAAUGAGAACUCGAAGUCAGAUGAGAAAGGAAACCAGUCAGAAAACAGUGAAGACCCUGAAUCCGACAGGAAAAAGUCAGGAAAUCAGUCAGAUAAUGAAAUGAACUGUAAUGAUGAUGGGAACAGCUCCAGCAACCAGGACAGCAGGGACAGUGAUGACAGCUUUGAGAAUUCGGACUUCGAGAAUCAAAAAGCUCCUGAGGACAGUUUUGGCACUCUUGGUUCUAUGCAGAUCAAGGUGGAGCGUUUUGUUGAGAGUGAGUCAGACUUGCGGUUGCAGAACUGUGAAUCACUGACCUCAGACAGUGCCAAGGACUCAGACAGUGCAGGGGAAGUAAAUGCCCAGUCUUCUAGCAAACAUCAAAAGAGGAAGAAGAGAAGAAAAAAGCAAAAGGGAGGCAGCAUGACCCGGAGAAGGUUGUCAAGCACCUCAAGCCCAAACGGACUUGACUCAGCUUUGGUGGACCAGCCCCAGCUGCUCUCGUCACCAAACAGUGCCUCAGUGCUCAAAAUUAAAACAGAAAUCUCAGAACCUAUCAAUUUUGAUAACGAUAGCAGUAUUUGGAAUUACCCCCCCAACAGGGAAAUCUCAAGGAAUGAAUCACCCUACAGUAUGACCAAGCCCCCCAGCUCCGAGCACUUCCCUUCCCCCCAAGCCAGCAGUAGUUUACAUGUCUCCAUUCCAGACUCUGUUCUCACCCCACCAGGGACUGAAAAUACUGCCAGCCGCAAAACUCAGUUCAGCACCUCAUCCAACUCAGCCUUGGCUCCUGUGUCCUCUGACCCUUUGUCACCCCCGCUUUCAGCAUCUCCAAGGGAUAAACACCCAGGUGGUCCCACAACUUCCAACUCUUUGUUGUACACUGGGGAUCUGGAAGCCCUUCAGAGGUUGCAAGCAGGCAAUGUGGUGCUUCCUUUGGUUCACAGGGUAACAGGAACCCUUGCCGCAACAAGCACUGCUGCUCAGAGGGUCUACACCACUGGCACUAUUCGGUAUGCUCCAGCUGAAGUUACUUUAGCCAUGCAGGGCAACCUCCUCCCCAACACCCACGCUGUUAACUUUGUUGAUGUUAACAGCCCCAGCUUUGGGCUGGAUCCUAAAACACCGAUGGAAAUGCUCUACCACCACGUUCACCGACUCAAUAUGUCGGGACCGUUUGGAAGUGCUGUGAGCGGGGCCAGUCUGACCCAAAUGCCUGCAGGGAAUGUGUUCACGACUGCCGAAGGACUUUUUUCCACUCUUCCAUUUCCUGUGUACAGCAAUGGCAUUCAUACUACACAGACUCUGGAACGGAAAGAGGAUUGAAAUAUGACCACAUACUGUGUUCAGUGUUAAGCUCUGAGGCAUAGACUAUGUUUUAAUUUAGACCUUUAAUUCUAGCACUUUGAAUUCGAGCAGGUCAGUUUAUUCUCUCAAUAUGACAGUCCCCAUUUCAUUCCCCUUCUCUUUAACUUGACUUAUUCUUUAAUGUAAAGAUAUUUUUUUAUUUUUGCCUUCAGAGAGUUGAAGUACCAGUUGCCUGCCAUUUUGUCUUCUUCUAAGAUGUGUGUUUUUUCCUUUGCAUCUUUAUUAAGAUGCCUUUAAUGUGUAUGCCUCUGCCAUAGAAUACUCAGUGUUGUGGUAAAGAGAUUUUAAAGUGACAACCAUUGGUUUUACUUCAAAAUGAUCUUGAUAUGAUCAAGAUUAAAAGAGACAAGCAUAAACAAUGUGCCCUGUUUGACUAAGUCAAAUGAAAAGGGGUUUUUGUUCCUAAUUCCUUUAAAAUAGGGGAUAGUAUUUUAGAAUUUUAUGCAGAGUUUAAUUCUCUUUUUACGGUUAAGAUUUUCUUACUUGCACAUAAAAUAAUUUGGGUUCUUAAAAAGUUAAUUUCUGGCCUGUGACUAGAAUGUUGAAAAGUUGGACUAAAUGUUAAUUACUGAAACUUUAACUUAAUUUCUAAAACCAUGGUGCUAUCAUUUAUUAAUCUGUAAUAUCUUCAUACAAUUUGCAGCUUGUGGGCUGGGUUUUUUGAAAAGAAUGUGUUCCGUACUGGUCUAUAGUCGGGUGCUGCAGUCUCCUUGGUUAGUUAAGACAAAAGCCCUCAUUAACAUUUGCUGCAGGACUUAAAUUUUUUACCUCCAAACUAACAAGUAUAGCCUCACGUUAAAUUUAAAUGGGUCAGGAAGCCUUUUUCAAAAAGUGCUUAAAAAUAAAAAACUCAAUUUAAUUGAUGCAAGGAGCAGUUUCUUAGGUGCAUAUUGUUUUGCUUUGUUGUUUGUUUUCUUUUCUCAGUGUAACUGAGGCUAAUUCUACAUCAAAUAAC